AUGGCGCCUUGUAAGCAAUGGAUGAAACUUGCUGGAGACGAUCGUUUGAAUAAUGAAUAUGAAAUAGGCGUUGAAUCUUUUAUUAAUUAUGCAUUUGGAAAGACGGGUGAAAAAGAGAAGAUCAAAUGUCCAUGUGUUAAAUGCAAAAACUCAUCAUUUGGAUCUCCAAAUAUGGUUAGGGAUCAUUUAUUAACUUUUGGCAUCAUUCAAAGUUAUAAUUUUUGGUAUCAUCACGGGGAAAGGGUGGGUGAGGAUGCAUUUGAGUCACCAACUGUAGGAGAUGAUGAUGGAUUAAUAGAAAGUGAUGGUGAAGAUGAGAUGGAGACACUGCUAAGGGAUUUUUUUCCUAAUAAUUGUGGUUUUGCUGAAAAUGAUAUGCAUGAUGGUUCAUCGAGUACUAGACGUGAAGAUCCUAAUGAUGAAUCAAUGAGAUUCUAUAGAUUAUUUGAUGAUUUUCAGAAACCUUUGUAUGAAGGCUCCAUCUCCUCGACGUUGUCUGCAAUUGUUAAUUUGCUUCACAUUAAAACUCUUGGGAGGUGGAGUAACGAGUCAUUCACUAUGCUUUUGAACUUUUUGAAAACUCAGUUGUUGCAAAAAGAGUCAUCUCUUCCUGAUUGUUUUAAUGAUGCAAAAAAAAUUGUUAAAGAUUUAGGUCUCUCAUAUGAAAAGAUAGAUGCAUGUGUUAAUGAUUGUAUGCUAUUUUGGAAAGAUGAUGAACAAUUAGAACAUUGUAAAGUUUGCAAGGCUGCUAGGUGGAAACAAGGUAAGCAUAGUGGAGAAACUAGAACCAGGGAAAAUGGUAAGAGAAUACCUCAAAAGGUACUUCGAUAUUUUCCACUAAAGCCUAGACUUCAACGUUUGUUUAUGUGUUCAAAGACGGCUUCUGAUAUGAGAUGGCAUAAUGAAAGGCAAGCUGAAAUUGGUGUGCUUAACCACCCUUCUAAUGGGAAAGCAUGGCAAGAUUUUGAUGAAAACCAUCCAUCAUUUUCUUCAGAACCUCGUAAUGUUAGGUUAGGGCUUAUAAGUGAUGGAUUUAACCCGUUUUCUAAUAUUGCAAACCCAUAUAGCAUUUGGCCUGUUAUGUUAGUUCCAUAUAAUUUACCUCCUUGGGUUUGUAUGAAACAAUCUAGCAUGAUGUUGUCAAUGCUUGUACCCGGCCCAAAAGGACCAGGUGAUGCAAUAGAUGUCUAUUUACAGCCUUUGAUAGAAGAGUUGAAAGAGUUAUGGGAAGUGGGCGUUGAAACCUAUGAUGCUUCCAAAUGUGAAAAUUUUAAAAUGCAUGCUGCUUUGCUUACAACAAUUAAUGAUUUUCCUGCUUAUGGCAUUUUAUCUGGAUGGAGUACAAAAGGAAAGCUGGCUUGUCCUUGUUGUCACAAAAAAAACAGCUUAUUUGAGGUUGAAAAAUUGCUGUAA
Messenger RNA from Spinacia oleracea (spinach), 1413 nucleotides. RefSeq lists its product as uncharacterized. The record is from RefSeq and is a predicted model, not a curated record. The transcript has a single exon. The coding region runs from base 1 to 1413 and encodes 470 amino acids. NCBI's taxonomy places the organism in Eukaryota, Viridiplantae, Streptophyta, Magnoliopsida, Caryophyllales, Amaranthaceae.